UCCCAUAUCAGACGUGGUGAUGUGUGAUACAUACUGCCAUAGACGUGGGGAGGCUUCGGAGCCCCGGGCUGAGCUGGUGGCUGUGGAUGACCACUCUAUCCUCAUGCCUGAAACUCUUUUCCGGGCACAGAGCGCCGGCCCGGACACAGCAGCCGUCGCGAUGUUGAUGCCCGAAAAGAACCGGAUUGCCAUUUACGAACUCCUUUUUAAGGAGGGGGUGAUGGUGGCCGAGAAGGAUGUCCACAUGCCCAAGCACCCGGAGCUGGCAGACAAUAAUGUGCCCAAUCUUCAUGUCAUGAAAGCCGUGCAGUCUCUCAAGUCACGAGGCUACGUGAAGGAACAGUUUGCCUGGAGACACUUCUACUGGUACCUCACCAACGAGGGCAUCCAGUAUCUCCGCGAUUACCUCCACCUGCCCCCUGAGAUUGUGCCCGCCACCCUGCGCCACAGCCGUCCUGAGACUGGCCGGCCACGGCCCAAAGGUCUGGAGGGAGAGCGACCUGCAAGACUCAAGCGAGGGGAAGCCGACAGAGACACCUACAGACGAAGUGCCGUGCCCCCUGGUGCCGACAAGAAAGCCGAGGCUGGGGCUGGGUCAGCAACUGAGUUCCAGUUUAGAGGCGGAUUUGGUCGUGGACGUGGUCAGCCACCUCAGUAAAGUUGUAAGAGGUUGUUUUGUGUUGAAUAAACCUGUAAAGAGAAGAAACUA
This is a messenger RNA of Cervus elaphus (red deer), 709 nucleotides long. RefSeq names its product 40S ribosomal protein S10-like. Gene Ontology annotation, molecular function: RNA binding; structural constituent of ribosome. Gene Ontology annotation, cellular component: cytosolic small ribosomal subunit. The transcript is spliced from 3 exons. The coding region runs from base 20 to 658 and encodes 212 amino acids. The record is from RefSeq and is a predicted model, not a curated record. Lineage: Eukaryota; Metazoa; Chordata; Mammalia; Artiodactyla; Cervidae.